Messenger RNA from Lycium ferocissimum, 2461 nucleotides. RefSeq lists its product as uncharacterized. The transcript has 7 exons. The coding region runs from base 104 to 2143 and encodes 679 amino acids. Gene Ontology annotation, molecular function: protein binding. The record is from RefSeq and is a predicted model, not a curated record. NCBI's taxonomy places the organism in Eukaryota, Viridiplantae, Streptophyta, Magnoliopsida, Solanales, Solanaceae.
GAGGGAGCUUCGGUACUAUUACUCCUUGUAUUCAAACUCGAAAGUCCAAACCAUUAUCACUGCUUGUUCAAUUAGAAUCCUCAGAUUGAUCAACGUUGACAAGAUGGAGAUGGAACCUCCUCCUUCCACCACCACCCGCCACCGCCGCCAUCAACAAAUUCCGGACGAAAAACGACACCGUUCAAUCUUCGACUUACCACCAAACUUGUUUGAUUCGUGCCGCCUCCUCCAAUCUCCGUCAGCAUCUCCACUCGAAAACCUCUCAGUCAAAACCCUAACCCUAGACGAUGCAAACAUUGAUGACGAAUCCAAAAAUGAAAUAGAGAACACGGAGAGUUCGAGUAAUCGGAAUGAUGUGAAACAAAGGUUGUCUUGUAAUACUUGUAAGGCCGAGUUUGACUCUCUCCAGGAUCAGCGUUCUCACUUCAAAUCCGAUAUUCAUCGACUAAAUAUAAAGCUUAGCAUUUCUGGGAGAGACAUCAUAAAGGAGGAAGACUUUGAUGAGAUGACCUCUGAUUCCCUAUGUAAGGAUUAUGAUUUAUCAAGUAUUUCUGGAUCAGAUGAUGAAGAUCACAAAGAAUCUGGUCAGUCCAAUGAUAUGCAGCGAAGAAUAGUUGGAGAUAUAAAGAAUAAAAUAUAUUUAAAAUUGCAUAAUGCGGAGAUCCUUUCAUUGUGGAAGGGUUUACUCCUGAAUGAGUCACAGAGCAUUUUGUUUGAGAAAAAGAAGACGCUUGCUGCAGAUGAUAUCAGGAACAGGAUUUAUUUGACAGAAAAUGAAGUGAUUGAGAAGUUGAAGUAUUUGAUCCAUGAACCAAGGGAUAAUACCCGUUUGAGGAUCGUGUUGCUUGCAAGAGGUGGGCAUUUUGCAGGCUGUGUUUUUGAUGGUACCACAGUUGUGGCACAUAAGACAUUCCACAGAUAUGUUAUACGGGCUAAGGCUGGUAAGAAACAAUCAUCAAAAGAUGCAAGUGGCAAGAUGGCGCACUCUGCUGGAGCAUCAAUUCGUCGGCAUAAUGAACUUGCUCUUAAAAAGGAAAUCCAAGAUUUGCUCACUGCAUGGAAGCCUUACUUUGCUGUUUCGUCCUGUAUCUUCAUAUGUGCUCCCUCUGACAACCGGCAACUGUUUUUUGACGGAGAUCGACCAUAUUUUGAUUGUCAGCUUAAUGCUAUUAGAAAUAUUCCUUUGACUGUUCGAAGACCUACCUAUAAAGAAGCUAGACGGAUAUAUGGCUUAUUGACUCAAGUAUCCUUCGAAGUAAAUGAGGAAAUUGCACCGAAUUGUGAAGAGGUAAGUGCAAGUGGUUUGAGCAGCAAGUGUGAUAUGUCCAUGGAGGUUUUGAAGGAAAAUUUGGAGACUAAGGAAAUUACCAAAGAAUGUUCUAUUGUUAUGCCAUCUCCCAAUGCGAUCAUAUCAAGUGAGAGUGAGAGUGAUAAUGACACCGUUGGUACAUCCACUCCUUUACAUGAAGCAGCAAAGUGUGGGGAUUGUGAAAAGGUUUUUGAACUUCUAGAACAGGGUAUGGAUCCUUGUCUCAAGGACGAGAGAGGAAAAACUCCAUAUAUGCUUGCAAGUGAAAAAGAAGUGAGAAACACUUUUAGGCGCUUCAUGGCAUCAAACCUUGACAAGUGGGAUUGGCAUGCUGCUAAGGUUCCUAGCGCAUUGACUAAAGAAAUGGAGGAAACACAAGCUGCCAAACAGGCUGAAAAAGACGCAAAGAAGAAAGCUAGGGCAAAAGAGUUGAAGAAAUUGCGGAAAGCAAGGCAAAAAAAGGCUGAGGCUGAGGCUGCUCAAGUCCAGACUGCUCCAUCUAAAUCUGAGAGAGGAACGGGUGCUUCAGCUCUUAAAGGAAAAUCUCAGUCUACUCUUUCAGCAAAAAUAUCUAAAGAGGAGGAACUGAAUAGGGCUCAUGAUGCUGAAAGGGAAAAAAGAGCAGCUGCGGCUGAGAGAAGAUUAGCUGCUGCCGCAGCCCUCAAAGCUCAAGGUACCGGCUCAGUUUCCGCUCCGGGUGGCUCAGGAACUGACAUUCUAUGUUCUUGCUGUAACGGGUCAUUGGCUGGCAAGGUUCCCUUUCACAGAUAUAAUUACAAGUAUUGCAGCAGUGCAUGCAUGCACGUGCAUAAAGAGGUCCUUGAGGACGGAUAAGGGAAAUUUCCAUGUUGAAGUUGUUCAUAACUCGAGCUCCAUCUAUACCGUCCACUUUGCUUUCUAACCAUAUGACAGGGUGCGGAGGGGGGUGGGAGGUGGUGAGAGAAUGGUCUUUUGGUAUGAUCCUUCGGAGGAAACACACGGCUAUCACCUCAGAGAAAACAACUGCAACAUCCAUGUUAUUAUUAUUACUAGUAUUAUUUAUUAUUUUUUUGGGGAAGAGGUCCUGAAUGAGAAAUGAAGGAUUUGGUGAGAAUUUUGCAACUGUGUAAUAUUAGGGAGGAGAUCAAUAACUGAGUCACUACUUCCAAAUAA